AUGACUUCAUACGAGGAUCGUACACCUUAUCAGCCCAGUGUGAGCGAUGCCAUCGAUCAGGGGGACUCUCGACGACUUCACCCCGUUCACAACAACUCCUCCACUGACCCGCGCCCUUUGCGUGCGCGGGGUUCCUCAAAUGCUGCCCCUGACCCAAACAGCAUUGAUUCUACCCGCUAUCAGCAGGCCCGACAGCCCAUAAAUGAAGCCGUCAAGUCCGCUUUCAACACCACCGAUGGAGCUGCCAGUGCUGCCUUUCCUCCAGAACUUCUCCAGCAGAUCACCUCUCAGAUAACCGCAAAUGUCCUAUCGCAAUUAAAGGUGUCGAAUAUUCCACUGACCCCUCAGAAUUCCAAUCUGUCUGCCUCCCAUGUGGACGCAAUCUCUUCAACUGCCGGGUCUCCCCCUUUGGAUCGUUCUACUGUUUACACCCCUCCUUCUCCCUAUCGCAUCUCCGAGGAUUUGGGACAGAGCCAACAGUCUCCACAAUUCCCACCAUCAACUUCAACGCAGUCCUCGUUUAGAGCUACCUCGCCUCCAGCCGAGAGGAGGCCUUUGUCACCCUUGAGUCAAGCUGGCCACUUGUCCGAAAGUGAAGCAAAUCAGGAUCAUUCACAUCGGCCAAAAGGUCCAAGAAGGAUAUCUACCGGUGGUGAUCCAACAAUCCUAGAACGCGUCUGGGGGACACUCUUCGAUGAACAAGGACAGGCAACACCCCGCUUUGGACAAUUCCUUCGUGGUAUCGCUGUCCAUCUCAUUGAGAACUACGAGCCCAGGCAAAGCCUUGUCAUCACUCCAUCUAAGCUGCAGAGAUACUACGAAGAAACCAAGCUUGCGAACGAGCAUUACCCAUGGAAGAUCAUAUUCGAUGAUAGGACGUCAUCUAUUUCUCGGAUGUUUCGUGAGAUCGAGGCUCAGCAUCAUCUCGUUCAAAAUAAACCAAGUGAAAGACCAGACACUCCGGGCUUGACGCCCCAUGGCUUCGAGACCUGGGCCACACUCCUCCUCCGAGCUCAUCCAGACCACGAGUUCGAGCGACUGGCAAAGACUGCUCUAGACAUGCCUAUCAGCAAUCCUGACGAAAAGAAAGAGAGGUUUCCCAAAGAAUUGUCCAGACGACUAUUCCCAAAGGAUGCUGAUACAGAAGUAGCCUAUAAACUACAGAAGGCCAUGUCUACCCACUGCAAUGUCACCUUUUCCGCUGCUUCGAGACAGGGUAGUGUGGCAGACUCUCAAAGUCAGCCUCAGAAACAGAACAGCACUGCAGAAUCUCAAACCCAGAGCCAGAGCCAGGGUCAGAGCCUGGGGCCGUCCCAGAGUCAAAACACAACCUCCACAAUACCACCAAAACCAAUGUCAGCCUUUGAGGAGCCCAUCCAGAAGGGUGGCCUACGCCCAUCGGUAGACAAUCUCGAGUCAGUGACGAAUGGAAUAAAAAUUAGCCCUGCAUUGUCUCAUGCAAGCCUGGAGCGCCAGCGACAGCCUUAUGCCGGAGUUCCAAGCAGCAGUGAUGCUGCCAAUGGCUCAAGUGCAGUCGAGGAAGAUGAAGACAUGCCAACUCCGCAGCCGAUCGAAAGGGAGCGAAAGCCAUAUGUUGCUGCACCUGGACUGGGCAAGAGUUACGACAAUCUUGAUAAUCGAGCCCCAGCCCCAGCUCCAGUCUCGAACUCAAUUCCCAUGACGGACACCAGACCACCAGCUCCACAACAAGAAUCCAAGCUAGGCAGGUCAGGCUCUAUGCAUGCCAGUUCCCGACCUACCAUCAAUCAGUCCAAACCGACCCCAAUAGCAAUCCACCAAAGAGCUCCGCCCCCUCCGAUGGACUUCCCAGACACUCGCCACCACCGAUCCAAUAGUGUCUAUCAUAAAGAUCAACCACGACGCACCCGUUCGCCUUCUGCGAAUAAGGAGAAUGGUACGGCACCGUACGGACGAAGGACUGAAAAUGAUGUCCAGUACAUUCCUCCCACUCAUUACCAUGCCAGUCCUAGCGAUACGUAUGAAGACACUCGAAGGCAGAGGGAGUAUGAGGCCCAGCGAGAGCGACUCGCGAAUGAUCGGUACGAUGCUCCCAGAAUGGCUGCAUAUGACCCUCGUGAACGAGAACGAGAUCGGGACGUCAGACCGAGGCAACAGUCAGUCUCAGGUUAUGAUCAACAACCUCGGCCACCAUUCACUGGAAAUACGAAUCCCACUGAGGAGGAGUACUACCGCGAUCGUGGACAUCUAGGAGGAAGUGCAGGACCUUACACCACCCCGACACCUAUCAGUACAGGAUGGAAUGUUCCUCCAUACGGCACUCCAUAUACUCCUUUUGAUAGCAUGUCUGGUUCACAUCCUUCAAGCGCCAGAUAUCCUCCAAGUAGUUACAAGGAUAUGCAAUGA
This is a messenger RNA of Exophiala bonariae, 2385 nucleotides long. RefSeq lists its product as uncharacterized. The transcript has a single exon. The record is from RefSeq and is a predicted model, not a curated record. NCBI's taxonomy places the organism in Eukaryota, Fungi, Ascomycota, Eurotiomycetes, Chaetothyriales, Herpotrichiellaceae. Bases 1 to 2385 code for a protein of 794 amino acids.